CCAUGGUGUGCUGAUGUCCAUAACGGUGGUGUUCUUCGUGCUAUGGGUACGGGCGCCGUCGAUUGAUGACGUUAUUCUGUAUUCUCCAGCAAAUGAGGCGUUCGAAUCUAUCGGCAUUAUAAGAUUAAAUGGAACUCUGGGCGCCUCUUCUAUAUAUCGUGGCAGCCCGUCUCCAGAAGUUGACGCCGCUUGGGAUAGGAUAUCUCUUAAUGCGCGUCCAGUUGGUAUGACGCUUGAGCAACUGCUAAGAACAGGGGAGAAACCUUCUCCCGCCAUGACUAGGUAUCCGGACGAAUACGGUGGAGGUUACAUGUCAACUGUAGAAGUCAUUCACCAACUCCAUUGCAUAGACAUGCUUCGCAGAGCCAGCUGGGGUAACCAUGAUAAUUCCUUGGGUCAUAACGAAUCCCCUGAAAACUAUCGUAUUCAUCUCGACCACUGCAUCGAAAUGCUCAGGCAGAACAUUAUGUGUCGUGGCGACGUGACAAUGCUCACUUACGACUGGGUAGAGGGAGUCAAAGAUCCUUUUCCUAACUUCAACAUUCCUCACCGAUGCAGAAACUUUGAGAAGAUCUUGGAUUGGGUUGAUGAGCAUCGUGUUUUUGUCCCUAAAUCCGAGAUGGUCCGCUUGGAGGAUAACGUAGACCUGUCUUCCCCUCCUUGAUUGCAGUCUCGAAAUAUUCUCUUCAAAUGAUGGCUAUCGCGUAGAUGAAAUCCUAUCUCUGCUCAAUAAAUUAAUAAU
Messenger RNA from Suillus subalutaceus, 742 nucleotides. RefSeq lists its product as uncharacterized. The record is from RefSeq and is a predicted model, not a curated record. The transcript is spliced from 6 exons. Bases 14 to 664 code for a protein of 216 amino acids. Gene Ontology annotation, biological process: mycotoxin biosynthetic process. NCBI's taxonomy places the organism in Eukaryota, Fungi, Basidiomycota, Agaricomycetes, Boletales, Suillaceae.